Messenger RNA from Sphaeroforma arctica JP610, 1882 nucleotides. RefSeq lists its product as hypothetical. The record is from RefSeq and is a predicted model, not a curated record. The transcript is spliced from 5 exons. The coding region runs from base 65 to 739 and encodes 224 amino acids. Lineage: Eukaryota; Ichthyosporea; Ichthyophonida.
CUGGAAAAUUCAGCACAUCUCCUCGAUCUUUGUAGACGUGAGCAGCACAUUGCGAAUUGGCGCGAUGUUUUUCGGAAUGUAUAUGUUUCAGCUGAUUUACGAUAUCAUCAGCCCGCGCCUGGAUGUUAUUUCUGUGCUGUGCUUUAUUUUCAUGACACCUGCUACGCUACUUGUCGCCUGGCUCGAGAUAUUGGGUCCCGCUUUGGUUAAGAUAACGGGACGAAAAUUACAAUUAUCUCUCUUGGGAGGGUCGGAUUUAUGCGGAAUUGCCACAGAAUUUGGGACCAGGGGGUUCGACAACGUACUAUCCGAUCCAUUUUUACUGGAAAAGUUCACGGAAAGUUGUACAAAGCAGUAUUGUACCGAGAAUGUGAUGUUUCUGAAAAGCAUGCUGGAUGUCAGGAUUGCUCUGAACAGUGGCACGAACCCUGCUGGAUCCCGUUUGGGUGUAUAUAACGCAACUGCGGCCGCGAUGGUUCAUGCAGUCAUCGAACGCCAUAUUACUGAGCCAGAACCUUGCAUGGAAAUAAACAUCUCCAGCCAUACCAAAGAAGCUAUCCUAAAACAAAUGUCUUUUCUGAGGUCUGAUCUCAUCAGUGAUACUCUUUCACGAUCCUUAAAUGACGCUGAGGAGAGGGUGUGCUGUGCACGUACUAUAAGCACAGAGACACACAAUGCAUCAAGUCGCUCUGUAUUCGAUGCCGGAAGGAGUACACAUUGCGUCGUCUCAGGCGUGUAGCAUUGUUGGGUUGGCGCUGAUAGGGGUGGCUGAGUCCGACUAUGUGUCGUGAUAGGUAUGCACUUACGCACACGCAGUCUUCACAAUUUCUGUGCAUGCGGCAUACACACACUUGUCUACAGGCCUGUACACGCUUCGUGGGGUUGGUGUUGGUCGAGUUGGCUUAGCCUGAUAGUGCUAUAUGAGGUGGUGGCUCGCUUGUAACUAUCCGUGGUCACGCGUACAAAUUUACGUACAUGUACUGUAUAAACGCAAACAAAGAGCGUGCACUUACUUGGACGUCGGCCCUUGUAUUAGUUAGCACCGUGCUCCGUUGCUCAUGAAUCAACGAGUAGAAUGGCGAAAUAUGGACAAGCCUUUCGGUUGGGAAGGGCACUGUUCUUCAUUCGUAUUGAGAGGGAGUGAGAACAGAAGUGGUUUCCAACGGACGCUGACGCUGGUAUUGGUAGACUGUUGUAUUGUUGUCGCAUGAGAACGUUGAAAGUUCAAACCACUACUUUAAGGGGGAACAAUGCGAGAAACAUCUCAACACAGUAGGACGUUAGUAGAAUGUGAAUAUCGUGAGGCAAAGGCCUUGUAUGUGGAAUAUGACGCCGGCUGUGUUUUGAUUCCCGACGAUGAGAUUCUGUCGCAAAUCAUAGCCCCAUAGUGUCGGAACGGUAGAAAUCUGCAACAGGUAUUUCUGAUGUACCACAUAUUCUGGAAAGCGUAUUAUUCGCACUGUCCAUAUCGUAUCACAUCACACUGAAAUAGUUUGAAAUACACUCACUUAUUUAGGACGGAUUAGAUUCGUGCCCUCUAGCACACUACGCACCGAAUGAUGUAGUGCGAACUAAACACUACGCACCGAAUUAGUUUGGACAGCACACACCGUACUAGAACAUACCCCGCCGAAAUAGUAGAGGAUUCCAACACAAGAAAUUGGGUGUAUAUGUCAAACAUAUGAUACAUUAUCGCAAGGGCUCCCCGACUCCCGAGGGAUAUCCUGAGCCUUGAGAGGACAAACCUCCCCCCUCCCCUACUGACCACAUCUAUAUCGGAGAUCAUCCCGAGUAGAAACACCACAUUUCUCCACCGAAUGUUGGUUAUAAUACACGCUUCUGAGGAUGGGGGUUCCCCUCUACGAGGUGUUUAGCACAAGGG